This is a messenger RNA of Gasterosteus aculeatus aculeatus (three-spined stickleback), 1090 nucleotides long. It is a transcript of the gene pdyn, whose product is annotated as prodynorphin. NCBI's taxonomy places the organism in Eukaryota, Metazoa, Chordata, Actinopteri, Perciformes, Gasterosteidae. The record is from RefSeq and is a predicted model, not a curated record. Gene Ontology annotation, cellular component: neuronal cell body; plasma membrane; dendrite. Gene Ontology annotation, biological process: neuropeptide signaling pathway; chemical synaptic transmission; sensory perception. Gene Ontology annotation, molecular function: opioid receptor binding.
UUCCGGCCAUAAAAAGCCAAGGCAACGAGCCGCGCAGGAGAAACACGAAGAGUUGGAGAAAGACUUCUAAAGAUAGAUGCGCCUCUGAGUCUUGUCUCGGCUGGAAGUAUCUGUCCAACUCCCGAGGGAUCUGGUGAAGAAUGGAGUGGUAUGUCUUGGUGCUGAUGCUGAGCUUUCCGUCCUCCCUCCGCGCAGAUUGCUCCCUGCAGUGCCAGAAAUGUGUGCAGCGGAUUCUCGGCCCCAACGCUGCAUUCAGCAGCCUGUCGUGCAGCGCGCAGUGUGACGGGCAGCUGGAGAGCUGCCAGCGGGCUCCGGCGCUGGCGGACUUCAGCCAGGACGAAGCGGCAGAGGAGGAGGAACACCAGCAGGCUGACCUGGUCAAGCGCUACGGCGGGUUCAUCAAAAGGAUCGACAAGAACAAAAUCUUCGCCUCCCCGUGGCGCGACAACUACGUCCUGGAGGCCGGUGCGCUGCCCGAGAAGUACGAGGACCUGCUAAAGAGGUUGGAAGAGAGGGACGCGGGGGAGCCCGCGGGGGACCGGGCGCUGCGCGGGUACGUGAAGCGCUACGGCGGCUUUUUACGCAAAUUCGGGCCCAAGUCAAAGAGGAGUAGCUCCGCGGAGACGGAUAGCCAAGAGCCCGAGGAGCUGCAAAAGCGCUACGGGGGCUUCAUGAGGCGGAUCCGACCGAAGUCGAACAACCUGAAGUGGGACAAGCGUUACGGAGGCUUUCUGCGCCGCCACUUCAAGAUCUCCGUGCGCUCGGCGGAGGAGCCGUAUUACUCAUACGAUGACUUGAGCCUAUAGAUGAACUCUCCAGGGGCUCUUGAAUCUGAGGAUUUGCGUGAGGAGAAACCAGAGGAAGUCUGAACGAACGUGAGAAAAAAAUAAAGAAAAAACAAGAACUUGUGCAGGUUCACUUGAAUUACUACUAUCUCUCCAGAAAGCAUCGUACUCCUGCCUCUAUUGCUUACAGCCAGCUCGGUUGCCUUCUGUGUAAAAUGAAUCCUCAUCUGUGUUAUUGGCAUCAUCGUGUGUCACUCAAUAAAUGAUGCUUGUUUAAUAAAGACACUUUCCUGUUUGCUCAACGA